AUGUUCGCUCCACUGUUCCUCUAUGAUCAAGGCUUACCAGUCUUUCGCAAUCCACAGGGCAAAGUCGCCGAACUGCGACAGGAGUUGCAGGCCGUCGGAGGAAAGAAGGACAAGGGUCACCUAGGAAAGAAGAUUGCCCUCAAGAAAAUUGUGGCAAACAUGACCAUGAGCAACAACGACAUGAUCGCCCUCUUCCCCGACGUUGUCCAAGUCAUGGGUCUCGCGAGUCUGGAAAUCAAGAAGAUGUGUUUCCUAUACCUCGUCCACUACGCCAGGAUAAAGCCUGAGAUUGCUCUCAAAGCUCUGCCUCAUCUUGUUCAGGACAUGGAAGAUACGAACCCUCUGGUACGAGCCCUCGCCUUACGAACAAUGUCAUACAUCCACGUCCGCGAAUUUGUCGAAGCCGCCGUUACACCUACGAAGCAUCUAUUGAGAGACGCCGAUCCCUACGUGCGCAAAACUGCUUGUUUCUGUGUUGCCAAACUCUACGAUCACGACAAGACCUUGGUCGAGAACUCGGAUCUAAUCACUGGACUGAACAAUAUGCUGAGAGACGAGAAUCCUACGGUUGUCUCGAGUGCCCUGGCCUCUCUGACCGACAUCUGGGAGAGGAGCGAGUCCAUUAAACUCACCAUUGACUACAACAGUGCCUCCAAGAUUGCUUCCAUUCUGGCAGAAACCUCCGAGUGGAAUCAAACAUAUAUUCUCGAAGCUCUCAUGAACUUCGUUCCCCAAGACUCUGGCCAGGCAUCUAUGUUGGCCGAGCGCAUCACCCCUCGCCUUUCUCACACGAAUUCUGCCGUCGUUCUUGGUUGCAUCCGCCUUAUCCUCUACCUCAUGAACUACAUUGCAGACGAAAAAACCAUUACAGCUUUGAUGAACAAGCUUUCUCCGCCUCUGGUCACAUUGCUCUCCAAGGGACACGAAAUUCAAUAUCUGGCUUUGCGAAAUGUACUUCUGAUCUUGCAAAGGAGACCGGACAUUCUGAAGAAUGACAUCCGUGUCUUCUUCUGCAAGUACAACGACCCCAUCUACGUCAAAGUUACCAAGCUCGAACUCAUCUUCAUGCUCGCAACCCAGGACAAUAUCAAGGAAGUUCUGAACGAGCUGAGAGAAUACGCAACCGAAAUUGAUAUCCACUUCGUACGAAAAUCUGUCCGCGCUAUCGGAAAACUGGCCAUCAAGAUCGAACCUGCUGCAAGACUUUGCAUCAACACUCUCCUGGAGCUUGUCGCAACCAAGGUUUCAUAUAUCGUGCAAGAAGCGACUGUAGUGAUUCGUAACAUCUUCCGCAAGUACCCCAACCAAUACGAGUCGAUUAUCAGCACGUUAUGUGAGAAUCUGGAUUCUUUGGACGAGCCCGAGGCAAAGGCUGCCAUGAUCUGGAUCAUUGGACAAUACGCCGACAGAAUCGACAACAGUGAUGUCCUCCUAGACGACUUCCUGUACACCUUCGCAGACGAGCCGCAUGAGGUGCAGUUGGCUCUUCUGACAGCGACUGUCAAGCUGUUCAUUCAAAGACCUAAGAAGGGACAAGAACUCGUGCCGAAGGUCUUGAAGUGGGCUACUGAGGAGACGGACAAUCCCGAUCUCCGCGACAGAGGUUACAUGUACUGGCGACUACUCUCUUCUGACCCAGUAGCGGCAAAGCAAGUUGUGAUGGGAGAGAAGCCCCCGAUUACCGCAGAAACAGAAAAGUUGGAUCCAUUCACACUGCAAGAAAUGUGCUUGGUGGUAGGCUCGCUCGCGACCAUUUACCUCAAGCCCAUAAAGUCUGUCUUCCGUUCCGCUCGUCCACGCAUCGUACCAGAGAGCCCUGCGUUGCAGAAACACAGAUUACCUAGCCACCAGGCCAUGUUGGACGCACAAAAGCACUGGACAGAGAUGACUUCGAUGACUGGGGCACAGCAGCGACAAAAUGGCGAUGCACAUGCUGCUAACGGCGACCUUGCAGCAGCUGUCGACGCAGCGGACAUGUAUUUCUCGACUGUCGGUAGCCAACAAAUGGCAAGCAUGGGCCUGAAUGACGAUGGCUAUGCAUCACCAGUAGGUGGACCAGGAACGAUGUUUGUUGUGAACCAGAAUCAUCCAGAGCAAGUCUAUCAGCCUACUGUGGGAAAUGGCAACGGCGAUCUUUUGAGCUUCUAG
Aureobasidium namibiae CBS 147.97 is the source of this 2148-nucleotide messenger RNA. Its product is annotated as Adaptor protein complex beta subunit. The coding region runs from base 1 to 2148 and encodes 715 amino acids. The record is from RefSeq and is a predicted model, not a curated record. Gene Ontology annotation, biological process: vesicle-mediated transport; intracellular protein transport. Gene Ontology annotation, molecular function: clathrin binding. NCBI's taxonomy places the organism in Eukaryota, Fungi, Ascomycota, Dothideomycetes, Dothideales, Saccotheciaceae. Gene Ontology annotation, cellular component: membrane coat. The transcript has 2 exons.